Trichobilharzia regenti is the source of this 456-nucleotide messenger RNA. NCBI's taxonomy places the organism in Eukaryota, Metazoa, Platyhelminthes, Trematoda, Strigeidida, Schistosomatidae. The record is from the annotation of a GenBank genome assembly.
AUGAGUAGAUAUGGACGAUCACCCCCAAGAAUAGAUGGGAUGGUAUCUCUGAAAGUAGAUAAUUUGGCGUACCGGACAACCAUUGAUGACCUGCGAAGAGUUUUCAGCCGUUUCGGUGAGGUUGGCGAUAUUUACAUCCCUAGAGAUCCAUACACUUUCGAGAGCAGAGGAUUCGCCUUCGUGAGGUAUUGCUCAGAUAGGGAGGCAGAUUGUGCAAUACGCGGCAUGGAUGGACACAAGGUAGACGGCCGGGAAAUUCGCGUCCAGAGAGCUAAAUACGGCCGGCCAACUCCUAAUCGCAGAAGACGAUCGGUUACUCCGCGACGAAAUGGACGGCGUUCUCGUUCUUUUUCGUCAGGUCGUGAGAGACGGUCCCCACGUAGGAUGAAUGAUCGAUACCGUCUUCCCUCCUCUCCUCGACGUUAUAGUCGGUCCCUGUCAAGAGAACGUCGUUAA